AUGGACCACGGAGCUAUUGACGAGGAGGACAACGACUUUGUUCAUGGAAAUUACACAUCGCGCAAGUUUAGUCCGAUGGAAGUUGAGACGGAACAGGAUUCCUUGGUUCGCGAAACGGCUGAUCUUUCGUCUUUGGGUCGAACGCCCCUCCACUUUCGCCAACAAAUGGCGGCUGCCCGGAACAACGCCUUUGCAAAUACUGACCAAGAAGGUGACUGUAUUUUCCUUGGAUUUUACUUUCUCCCUGCGGAAUUUCAUUCUUUUGUCCGUUUUGUUGGCCACCGUUUUGCUGCUCAUAAACGUAUUGAACAGCAGGCUGAGCAAGCGGUCAUGGACUUGAAACCUCCCCAUCAAGGGACCUUUGGUGGCAGUAGAAAUCCAGGGCAAUUUCAACAAGACGGCAAUAGCGACGUCAAUGACGACAAGCUUCCCAAAUCCAAUAUCAACAUGGAGGCACUCACGGCUCAGUAUGGCCAGUGGGAACCACCCAAUUUUGAAGGUCUCGCUGUACCCAAAUAUCAUCAUUACAACUACCAUGAUAUUCCCAAUGCAGAUCUUCUUGCCAAUGCUUGGCAAAAGAACAAAACAUAUGUCCAGUCUUUUCUCCAGCAGGCUCAAGCUUUGGUAGAACGCGUCAAAUUGGGAAUUUUUGCCGAGUACGGUUAUUCCGACAAUAAUAUUGCCGAGAGCAAAUUAGAGUCCUACCAUAGACGUCGGGAUGCCACGUUAGGCUUAAUUGUGGAUCAUUUCCGCGUGAUCAAUGAAGUUGCCGUUGAUGAAAAGACCAAAGAGCGUUUGUCGGGAAUUGCCUACCUGAACAAGAAUGCUUGGCAGGGCCUGAUCCGGAAACUGCUGCACGCAAUAAUAAUGCAUGACAAUUUCUAUGUUGUUGGCGUUGGACCUGCCAGUACUUAUCGCGGGAACAACUUUUUCCAGUCUCAAGUGAUGCAGUUUCAUUGGAUCAUGGAACCAGUCUUUUGCAAGCUGGGUGUGCGCCUGAUUUCACGCAAUAUGGGAAUGGACGCCUCAACGACAGUUUCAACUUUGGGCGGAGCCAACGUGUAUGGCGAAGCGGACAUUUUCUGGUACAUUUCCGACACCACAGCACGUCCACAUAGGGAAAGUUGUGGCCAAAUGGACUUGCUGCACAAGCAAGCAAUUUUGUCAGGCGAACGCAUGCCAAUCAUUCUGACUCCUGAGCCAGUGGUACUUAUGACUGAUACCAAUGGGAAGGCCUGGGUUGGGAACAUACAACCUGGUGUCAAUAUUUGCGGCAAAACACGUAUCUCGGAUGGCCACAUACGCUUGCCCCAAAAUCCGACUUGUCAAUAUGUGAACUGUGUACGAGAGGCACUGGAGAAGCACUUGUGCAAUCACUACAAAUCUGUAUGCUGGAUAGAAAGAAAGGGAUUUGUGCCGGAAGACAUGCAAGAACCCAAUGUUGGAUUUCAGCAAGAUUAUAUGGGUGUGCAAACGCAUCAAUUGGAGGGCAGAAAACUUGCAAUGCUAGUUUUGCGCGGCUUGGAAAGUGCGCUGAAGAUAUGGAAAUCUGAAACUGAUAGGGGCCUCUCCCCUUUGGACGAAAAGCAAUGGCAUGUUCAAGAUGUGUACGAAAGUCUUCGCGAAAGCGUUUGGACAUUGGAACAAAAACCAGGGAAGAGUGCAAAGGUGCCGGCUUGCGAAGAAUUCCUCAACGCAGUUGAUCCGAUGAUGUGUAACGCAGUUGAUCCGAUGAUGUGUCAUAUGGCGCUGCAUGCGUACUUGGAAUGGACACCGCUGGGAGACAACCAUGAGCUUUUGCAGGAGCUAUAUAGUGGCGUCGAUGUAGUACCCUUACAAUGGAAAACAGCAGAAGAACAGGUAAAUGUUCAUAUGAUAGCAAUUGCUGCCAAUGCUACUUCACUCAGCUCAGAAUCAGAUAAAGACAUCAUCAUCAGUGGAGACAAUCAGGACAAUGAUGACGAUGCCUGGAUAAAUAGCCAGUACGACCUGACAACUUCACACUCUGCAGAUGUUGACACUGAUACCGAUGAUGUAUUCCCGAGACAUUUGAUACCUGAUUGUGAAAUGCAGAUUGCGACCAGUAAAUGGACAGUGUACAAUGUUCCACUUGGCUAUUGCGACGGUUCGUCUCAGUCCCGCUGUAAUCGCGCUAUUGGAAAUCGUUGUCUACUUGCCAACUACAAUCACUACAAAGCUGGAAUUCUUGGGCAUGCAAAGAGCGGCUGGUUGGAAAUGCGCAUUCAAAUUCGAGAAGGUAUUAUACUUGCUCGAUUUGAUUGGUCGGUAGCCCUUCACAACGGGAGACGUCUUCGAUUGGAGGAUCUGCCGAGCGAUUUUGAGUUCGAUUUUUCGCUGAAAAUUGGCUCAGUCAUCUCAAAAUUUACAAAGUCCCGUGAAGAGUUUAUGGAGUGGGGAGUGGCUCUCACCAGUGACUUGGUUGUGUAUCCGUUGCUGGUUGACAAGAAGAUGUCUCAUGAGAUUGACGAAAGCGAAACGGUCUCAAUUGGGAUCAAAAUUUACAGCAGCGCUGGACUUGAUUGUAAGCUACUCUUAACGCAUAUAUACUAUGCAUGA
Molecule: messenger RNA, 2577 nt
Organism: Phaeodactylum tricornutum CCAP 1055/1
Lineage: Eukaryota; Bacillariophyta; Bacillariophyceae; Surirellales; Neidiaceae
Exons: 4
Coding region: 1-2577 (858 amino acids)
Source: RefSeq, a predicted model, not a curated record